Molecule: messenger RNA, 4274 nt
Organism: Mercenaria mercenaria
Lineage: Eukaryota; Metazoa; Mollusca; Bivalvia; Venerida; Veneridae
Product: glutamyl aminopeptidase-like
Exons: 18
Coding region: 1132-4020 (962 amino acids)
Biological process (GO): peptide catabolic process; proteolysis
Cellular component (GO): cytoplasm
Molecular function (GO): peptide binding; metalloaminopeptidase activity; zinc ion binding
Source: RefSeq, a predicted model, not a curated record
GUAAAGCCUAACACCACGAUGUUUUAUACUGAGCUGUUGUCAAGCCAACCAUAAUGGAGUUCAGAAGCCAACUAUCGCCAAGCCUAUCAUGAUGAUGGAUUGUUUUGAGCUUUUCUUAAGUUGUCUGCGCUCUUCCCUAUAAAUACGUUCAGAAAAGAGUUACUGUUAAGUCUGUUGUCAAGCUUGUCUCCCAAUGUCGUUCAAUCAAGCCUGACAAUGAGUGUCGUGAGCUGUUGUCAAGUCUACUAUAAUACUGUUGAGAAGCGAACUGUCACCAAGCCUACGGCUCGUAGCAAGCUACUGUUAUAAAUAACACAAUAACGUCAUGUAGUGAGCUGCUGUCAACCCAAUAGUGGCCUAUCACAAUAACGUCCGUAAUUGAGCGGCAGACAAGCCUAACCCCAUGUGAUCGUUUUUCGCAGCGAAACGUAGGCACACAAAAUAAUGUCUAGUCACGAACUGACCGUUAUCAUAUGUUGCACAAAGACGUUUCAGUCGCACGCAAUGUCUUUGCAAAGAAGCAAUCGUCCUAAUCAUGUCUUACGACAUGCCGUUAAACAUGGUUAAUAAUAUAGGAGCAGAAUGAUAAAAAUGACGAACGUCUCUUUAAUUCACACUGUUUGACAAACCUAAUAUAUACUAAUAGUGUUCAUAUUCUAUAAUGUAUAGUACAUGUAUGUCUUAGCCAAAUGAUCGCAAAACUUUAAUGUGAAUGAACAAACAACUUUGUAUAAAAACGUAUUAAUUGCAUUUAAUUUUAGUUAACAUAAAACAUCUGUGAAAAGGAGGGACAGCGUGCGUACAGGCAUGGGUGUUUCUGGUACUUCAACAAAUAACUGAACUGUAUACAUUUGUAAUAUCAUUGUAAAGGCAGUAAUAAGAUGACUGUGUUAACAUGUUCAUCUAGGCAAAGUAACAUUCUGAAUUUAAAAGCUUAUCAAGUGUUAUAUUAAAUCUCUAUAUCAGUGGAAACAUUUCAACGUUUCUAUGCACAUCUCUAAUACUGGUAUCAAGUAUUGCAUAUAUAAUUAAAUGCAAGGUGGUUUAUGUGCUACUUGUUUGUCGCACUAUCGAAAUAGGUGAAAAAUUGUUGUCUGAGUUUACAGUGUUAAAAUUUAUGUAUAAUGAAAGAUGGCUGCAAAUAAAAGACUGAUUUAUUUUCUUGGAUUUUUAGUUGUUGUAUUACCAGUAAUCGUUGGAAUAUUAGUAUGGCAGUUACUUCCAGACUGUGAUGCAGAUGAUAAAAAAGGCGGGAAUAAGGAUGAAAUCAAGGGCACCCCGCAGACAACAGCUCAACCACGUAAUAAAGGUACCACAGAAAAGGGCACCCCGCAGACAACAGCUCUGCCACUUAAUAAAGGUACCACAGAAGAGCCAUUCGAGGACGGUCCUUGGAAAAACCUGCGGUUACCGAAAACAGUCGUGCCGAUUCAUUACGAAGUAACUCUUUUUCCCGACUUUUACGAAGACCAUGAAACAUUUUAUGGAAACAUUACGACGGAACUUUAUGUUCAGACAACCACGAACAUUGUCAUGGUGCAUAUCAAAUAUCUGAAUAUAUCACAAACCAAUAUAUCCACGGACAUUGGUCGCACAGACAGUAUACCAAUCAAGAGGACAUUUGAAUAUGGACCACAUGAGUUCUGGGUGGUAGAAACUGAAACUCCUCUAAAGUUUAACACGACAGUGUACCUGCAUAUGACAUUCAGCGGAUCACUAACGCGUUCUAUAGUCGGCUUCUAUAAAAGCUCGUACAUCAACUCAGAUACUAACAAAUCCAGUUCUAUUGCAACAACCAAGUUUGAGCCAGUGGCAGCACGUCGAGCAUUCCCUUGUUUUGACGAACCUAACAUCAAGGCAGAAUACACAGUCCACCUUGUACACCGACCCACAUUUAAGGCACUGUCUAAUAUGCCUGCUAAUGAAACAGAGGUGUGGGCAGGUGAUCAGAAAAUGAGUAUCACAAGUUUCCAGCGAUCUGUCAAAAUGAGCACCUAUCUCGCCUGUUUCAUCGUCUGCGACUUUGAAUUUCUGGAGAAUACAAGUGCAAGCGGAAUUACGGUCCGUUUGUACGCGCCACCUGACCGCGUCAAUCAGACGAAGUUCGCCUUAGAUGUGGCCAUAACAGCUGUAGAUUUAUACACGAAGAUGUUCAAUGUUUCUUACCCCUUACCGAAACUAGACCUUAUUUCCAUUCCUGAUUUUGUAUCUGGAGCCAUGGAGAAUUGGGGAUUAAUAACAUUCCGGGAAACAAAUAUACUGUAUGACCCCGAGCAGUCGUCGUCUGCGAACAAACAAAGAGUUGCGACCGUGGUCGCUCACGAAGUCUCACAUCAGUGGUUCGGCAAUCUGGUGACAAUGGACUGGUGGCAAGAUCUGUGGCUUAACGAGGGAUUUGCCUCAUUCAUGGAGUAUAUCGGUGCAGCAGAACAUCAACCGGACUGGCAGAUUUUAGACUAUUUCCUGAUAGGCGACCUCCAGCCAGUGAUGGUCACUGAUGCAGGCGUUGCCUCUCACCCUAUUAUUGUGCAGGUAGAGGAUCCAGCACAGAUCAAUGCGGUCUUUGACAGUAUCUCCUAUAGCAAGGGUUGUUCAAUAAUACGAAUGUUAGAACACUGGAUGGGCAGUGACGCAUUCUUUCACGGAGUUUCAAGAUAUCUAAGGCAUUUCCAGUACCAGAACGCUCACACAGAUGAUCUAUGGACAUUCCUUGGAAACAUAUCCACUGAUCUGAGUGUGAAGACAGUAAUGGACACGUGGACAAAACAGAUGGGUUUGCCUUUUAUAAAUGUGACUGUUAAUGGAUCUAAGGUUACCUUGACACAGGAAAGAUUUCUCGCAGAUUCAUCCAUACAUUAUGAUCCAAGCGAAUCAGAAUACGGAUAUAUGUGGUAUAUUAAACUGGACUACAUGAGAAGUGAUGGACAAACUGGAAGUCGUUGGAUGAUGAAGGAACAGUCAAGGACGUUUGAUGUUGGUGCUGAUAUCGAGAAGAAUUCAUGGAUUAAAUUUAACUUAAACGAAACUGGAUUUUAUCGAGUGAAUUAUCCCGAGUUCCUUUGGAAACGACUCUCAACUGAGCUUGCCGCAGAUAAUAAUAUGCUGAGUAUUACAGACAGGGCAAACUUGCUUGAUGAUGCCUUUAAUCUUGCACGUGCUGGUCAUCUUAGUUAUGACAUAGCACUUGAUAUGACAUCCUAUCUGGAUAAAGAAAGAGAAUAUCUUCCCUGGAAAAGCACAGCGAAUGCAUUAUCAUAUCUGUCAACUAUGUUGGAAUUUACUGGCGACUUCAGUUAUCUCCAGGAAUACAAAGUAAUGAAAGUGUUACCUACAUAUAAAGAAGUUGGCUGGGUCGACACAGGGUCUCAUGUUCGGAGAUUAAUGAGAUCGACAAUUAUCUCCCUUACAUGUGGAAACGGUCACCCGGGAUGUCUCAAAGUAGCAAGACAACGGUUUAGUGACUGGCUUUCUAAUGGCACCAUUAUACCUCCAAACUUAAGGUCUGUUAUUUACACGUACGGGAUGAGAUCUGUACAAACUCCGAUCGAAUGGAUGAAGGUGUGGGAGAAAUAUAAAGCGGAGUCGGUCCCACAAGAGAGGUCGAAACUAAUGUCAGCACUUGCACAAACACCGUCAAUAUCCCUCCUAAUGAGAUAUAUUGAUUUUGCCAAGGAUGAGUCGAAUGUUCGAUCACAGGAUUACUUCACGGUGCUGACCUACAUAGCUAGAAACCCAGUAGGUCGUGGACUUGUGUGGAACUGGGUUCGAGAUAACUGGCAAUACCUUGUUAACAGGUUCACUUUAUAUUCACGGUAUUUUGGAAGACUUAUUCCGAGCGUCGUCUCAGAUUUCAACACCCAGUAUCAACUAGAAGAAGUUGAGACAUUCUUUAAAAAAUAUCCAGAAGCGGGUGCCGGGGCCAACGGAAGAAAACAGGCGUUAGAGAGUAUCAGACGGAACAUAAACUGGAUGAAACAAAACAAACACGUGGUUGUAAAAUGGCUAAAAGGGAAAAUAUAACAGAGGCCGGACUCAAUACCUACUUUUUAUAAAAUGCAUACGUUAUUUGUAGUCACAAUGUACAUACUUUAAAUGGAAAUAAAGGUAUUUAAUUGGAAAUAAAGGUGCAUUAAAUGUGGUAAUAAACAGUUGAUGUGUGAGCUAUGUCAGAUGCUUUCCUGUAUUCCACUUUCUAUUUGUUUUGUGAAACGUGUUUUACUUUUAGGUUGUAAGCUUACAAAUGUAAUAAACAUCAUGUUUAGUAGUUUCUGCGA